UUUACUUCAGCAUGUUCGACAGCACUGGCACACGGCACAACCGGGGCGCAGGUAUGGCGUUUCCACCCAGCCGGGUGUCUGACGCUCUUUGUCGAUGGCACUGCAGACAGGAGCGGCAGGUGGGUGGGAGAGAGGGAACCACUAAUCGAUUGUCGUUCUUGUCUGUUGACACAUACACGCAGAGACUCGGUUGUCGUAGUCGUACUUCUGCCGGAACAGUGAAAAACAUGGCAGCCACAGCUGAAACCCCGGCUUGUGAUGUAGGCAACAGCAGCACCAGACAAAGCCAGAUCCGAGUUGACCGAGUCGCUGGACAGGAAGCCAAUACGUCCUGUGGACAGGAGCUGGCCUGACGUCGAUCGUUGCCUGUUUGCGACUAUGGCCAUCCAUACGCCGACAGUGGGUCUGGUUCGGGUGUGGUACGCAGCCAUGACGAUCGCGUCCCUGGAUGCAAGACACGCUUCAAAUCCAGAUUUCAUCUGGACAGGCAGAUCUCAGCACAGAUCCGAGAGAAGUGCAGGCGCAGGGUUAAGGGUUAUCAAAGGCUCAAGUUCCUUCACGGACAAGACAUGGAAGGAAAAUGUAUCGAACAUUUACGGAGGAGAUUCCUAUCUCAAGUCCAGUGCGUACGUGACACAUCCAAGUGAGAUGCCAACCAUCUGCACUAAUGUGUUUGACGCCCGGCCAGACGGAGAGGUACACACCUACUUCAUCUGCCCACAAGCACAGAACCCCCCUGACUUUGACUGGUGCUGUGGGAUGCAGGGAAGAGAAGAGUGUUGCCAAAAUCGCAGACAAUCAAGUUCUGAACAAAAGCGCAGCAACGAGGUGUCAACAAAAGAGGCUCUGAUGGUAUUUUUCGCAGUUUUUGGUGGCCACAUACUUAUGGCACUCCUCAUCUACUGUUGUGUAAAGAACGGUCGCCAUCGAAACUGCAGUUGCAAUUGCUGUAGAAAAACACCACCGCUGACCCAAAGUGUGAGGUCAAGGGUUACGUCCUCUACUGCUCUCAACACGUCAGCAGGUUGGCUAAUGUGGUUAGAAAUAACCAGAAGAUAUGCUAGGCUUUAGCUAGAGAGACUACGUAAAAGAAGGAGUAUUAUACGUUGUCCUUGACUUUCAAACUCUCUCUCUCUCACACACACACACAAAAUAUCAAUCCUUCUUAUUUCUGACGGCCAACAAAAAUAUUAACUAAAAAGUAAUGUACCAAUAGCACAAACUGAAAACACGUAAGAAAAGAACUAAAUCAUGAAAAUAAUGCAAUUUUUUGUAAUCAUUUCAGACUUCACAGUUAAGAACAGUCAAUUACAAUGAGUGGCUAAGUAAGGAUAGGCAUUAUAUUGCAGGAUAUGUACGCAGCUGACAACAAUCUGAAGUUUUUGCCCUUCAUAUUUUGCAGUCUCAAGACGAAGGGCAUUGAACAGUUUGGCUUUGCGUAUAUACACAGCUCUCCUGACGAGUGAAAGACCCAUAAAUCGAGAAGAUUCGGAAUCCAGUGUCAGCGACCAACUCGAGAUGACAGUGUUGGGUGACUGUGAGGUGCAUCCUUUACCUACAGCAAGAGAGCCGGAAGUUGCGCAGGUGCAGCUCCCGGCAGCAACAGCAGACGACGCACUUCGAUGUCCUCCGCCUUCCUACUGCACUUUACAAGCGCAGACCGCAGUGAUGCACGCAUCCAAAGAAGAGGCAGCGAUCUCGAGUACAUAUCUUCUGCAAGAGCAAAAUGAACAGGGUGAGUGUGAUUCACCGCCUCAUUACAGCACCCUUCCUUCCGCAGCGUUUGAUGACAGACUAUCAUUUGAGGAGGAUUGCCAGUCGUUUAUGGAGGACAGCCAGUCAGAGUCAGAAAGCUCUCUUCAAGCUAUGCCUCUCGGCUUCACAAGCAGAGAUCAAGACGCCAGGACAGGUCACCCAAAACCUCGAACCCUGGUUGCUGACUCCUCUCAUCUAACAUGGCAAGAGUUUCAUGAUGGAGAUCACACACAACAGACAGGUGAUAGUCAAAGCAUCUUGGGUGACCCACCCCCUGCAUAUGACAGCGACUCAUCGGUGUGAUCUUGAUACAACGUUUUGAAAGAUAUGUGAUUACAAUUUUUUUUAAAGCAUUACGUUUUGUUUGAAACAGGUGUAAUACUUUUCACCUUCAAACUCUGAGUCACCAUAAGUUGUAAUGCUACACACUUCAAUACAACGCAUCUGUUACAAAAUUAGUGGUUAAUUUACUGUAUGCUACAUUCCAGCAACUUUUUUACAGCCUUCAUACUUCCAUUCACCACAAAAAAUAUAUUAAAAUAAAAAUCUGCAGCCAAAAUGUCUUGACCUUUUUCUUCUUUUUUUUUUUAGAAAAAAAUUAUAACAGGUUAUUUUCAAAUUUUCUGUAGGGAAGAAUAUGGGGUUUCCAGACUGUGCAACAAUGUUGGGUUAUCUCAAUCCAACAGCUUAAAAAUCUAAAAUAACCCUCAAGAAACCUAUAUUAAAAUAAAUACUAAGAUCAAGACUCGACAAUAAAUCAGAGGAAUACAGGA
Molecule: messenger RNA, 2528 nt
Organism: Pomacea canaliculata
Lineage: Eukaryota; Metazoa; Mollusca; Gastropoda; Architaenioglossa; Ampullariidae
Exons: 4
Coding region: 379-1071 (230 amino acids)
Source: RefSeq, a predicted model, not a curated record